Molecule: messenger RNA, 1376 nt
Organism: Ictalurus punctatus (channel catfish)
Lineage: Eukaryota; Metazoa; Chordata; Actinopteri; Siluriformes; Ictaluridae
Gene: foxr1
Product: forkhead box R1
Exons: 6
Coding region: 181-1167 (328 amino acids)
Biological process (GO): regulation of DNA-templated transcription
Cellular component (GO): nucleus
Molecular function (GO): DNA-binding transcription factor activity; sequence-specific double-stranded DNA binding
Source: RefSeq, a predicted model, not a curated record
AUUGCAGACACCUGGUGUGAACACAUAGAGCAUGUCCUGCUUUCAUUUACGACGGAGGAUGUUUCUUAACUCCGACGAAGCUAACACAGUCAAGAAAGAAAAGAAAAGAAAGAAAGAAAGAUAGAUAGAUAGAUAGAUAGGAAGGAAGGAAGGAAGGAAGGAAGAUAGGAAGAUAGGAAGAUGUUUCUCCAGCUACAAGCUAGCGAGAAGUUUCUAGACCUGCAUUUGAGAACCGGUCUUCACGACUGGGACAUGAACGAGGAGAUUAACUUGACCACGACAACAGACCAGUUUUAUCAGGAUGAGAUGAGGAAUGAGCAGUAUUUGGCGCAGUGGCAUUACGCCAGAAUCUCAAGAAGAACUUUACCAGAAGAGCUUCAUCAGCCAAACAUUACUGACUGCAAAGAAUCUGUAACGCAGCCAAAUCUGUGGUUGAUGGUGAACCCUUGUUUGGCCUGCCCCAUCAAAUACCCUGUUAGAGACAAAAUGCCAUCGCUUCCAAAACUAACAAUAGACAGAUCUGCGUCAGGUCCUGCCCUGGAUGUGCCUGGACAAAACCUGCACCUGCUGUCGUUGUCUGAUGAAACCUGUCUGGAUGAAUCGCUGCGUGACGCGUCUCUCUUGAGUGAAUAUCAGCUCACAGAUGAUGACGCAUCCUCGGAGGACGUGGCAAUCUGCCGUAAGGUGAAAGGUACCCGGAGGGGUCGAGCCCCAAAGGGGCCGUCUUCACGCAGGCUAGGCCUGGCUCAAAGCAGGAGGCUGCAGAGAGUCCUGCAGGACAGCCACAACUUGAAGAGCGGUGCCUGGCCUCGUCCGCCCGUCAACUACUGUAUCCUCAUAGCCAUGGCGCUGAGCAGCAGUCGCUCUGGCAGUCUGAACGUACAGCAAAUCUACAACUUUGCCAGGGAGCACUUCCCUUUCUUCCUAACGGCGCCCGAAGGCUGGAAAAACACCAUCCGCCACAACCUGUGUUUCAGCACCAGCUUCAGAAAGACACCGCAGCAGGUGACCGGCGACGGGAAGAGGAAGUCCUGCCUGUGGCACCUGACGCUGGAUGGUCGGAGAAGACUGAGGAACGAAAUCCACACGCUCACAGCAGACUCGUUCCGGAUGCUGAAGAGGAGCAUGAACUACCCAGAUAUGAUUCAGGCGCUGUUUGAGUUGUAAUCUGGCUCAGGAGCCUGGAGGAUUGAAAAGAAGAAUGAAUUUGUGCACAUUUGCUUGUGGUCAUUGUAUGCACUACAGCUUUUCUUGAACAUUUACGGUGUGUGUGUGUGCGCAAAUUUUUCUGAUUUGCCGUGUCACAUUUAUGCUUUAUAUAAAGUCUCUUGGUUUUUUUGUUUUGGUUUUGGAAAUAAAUAUACUAUUAUCUGCAU